Messenger RNA from Heterocephalus glaber (naked mole-rat), 3775 nucleotides. RefSeq names its product solute carrier family 4 member 1 (Diego blood group) (gene Slc4a1). Gene Ontology annotation, cellular component: plasma membrane; basolateral plasma membrane. Gene Ontology annotation, molecular function: monoatomic anion transmembrane transporter activity; solute:inorganic anion antiporter activity; bicarbonate transmembrane transporter activity. NCBI's taxonomy places the organism in Eukaryota, Metazoa, Chordata, Mammalia, Rodentia, Bathyergidae. Gene Ontology annotation, biological process: bicarbonate transport; monoatomic anion transport; regulation of intracellular pH. The record is from RefSeq and is a predicted model, not a curated record.
UCAGCGUGGCAGAAGAUGCUUCUAGGGUGUGGACGCCCAGCAGGGCAGAGGCCUGGGGGCCAGCGAGGGCUUGGUGAGCUCUGGAGCCCCACGGAGGCCAGCGCUGAGGCCGACAGCUCGGAGAGAGACGGGGCCCACACGCUUCGGGGUGCCGCAGCCCCAAGGCCAAUUCUGAGGGACCCGCGGUGCAGGUUAUGCUGGGGCCUGGAUCACCAGGGACAAACGGACACGAGGGACACAGCCAUGGGGGAUCAACAGGAGGACUUCGGAGAGGGGCUGGCAGCCCCAGGGCAGAGGCCUGGGGAGGAGGUGCUGGACAUCCCUGAGCACACUGCAGGCCAGGACAGAGAGGUGCCAGGCAUCCUGGACCACAAGGAGGGGCUGGAGGAGGCCCUGGAGCUGGAGGACUACGAGGACCUGGGGAUCCCUGAGCCCUGGAUGGAGGAGCCCCAAGCUCUCCCCAGCGCAGAGCCCACAGCCUCAGACUACGUCCCUGCCAAGCCACAGCCAGGCACCCAGGAGGUCUACGUGCAGCUGCAGGAGCUGGCGAUGGACGGGAAGAACGCGGAGCUGCAGUGGGUGGAAGUGGCGCACUGGAUGCACGUGGAGGAGAAUGUAGGGCCGCGGGGCUGCUGGGGCCACCCGCACCUGUCCUACCUCACCUUCUGGAGCCUCCUGCAGCUGCACAGAGCCUUCGCCAAGGGCGCCGUCCUCCUGGACCUGCGGGAGCGCUCCCUGGCCGGCGUGGUUGACGAGCUGCUGGACCGGCUGAUCUUCGAGGACCGGAUCCGGCCUGAGGACCGUGCACCCCUGCACCGGGCUCUGCUGCUCAGAUGCAGCCACGCCCAGGACCGGGAGGCCCUGCAGGGGGUGACACCGGCCGUCCUGACGCGCUCCGGGGACCCCUGCACACCUCUGCUGGCCCCGCAGCCCUCGCUGGAGACGAAGCUCUUCUGUGAGCAGGCCGAGGGGGACCCCCAGGUGCGCCUGGCUUCCGCUGUGCUGGAGAGGAUCCCAGAGGGCUCGGAGUCGGCCCUGCUGCGCGUGGGCCACGCCGACUUCCUGGAGCAGCCAGUGCUGGCCUUCGUGCGGCUGCAUGAAGCCGUGGAGCUGGAGGCCGUGGAGCUGCCCCGGCCUGUGCGCUUCCUCGCGGUGCUGCUGGGGCCCGAGGCGCCACACACCGACUACACGCAGCUGGGCCGUGCCUUCGCCACCCUCAUGUCCGAAAGGGUCUUCCGGAUGGAUGCCUACUUGGCGCAGAGCCGUGGCGAGCUGGUGAGCUCCCUGGACAGCUUCCUGGACUGCAGCCUGGUGCUGCCGCCCACGGACGCCCCUUCGGAGCAGGCGCUGCUCGGCCUAGUGCCCGUACAGCGGGAGCUGCUCCGCAGGCGCUACCUGCCCAGCCCCCAGCCGCCGGUGCCCAGCUUCUACAAGGGCCUAGACCUGAACGGUGGUCCCGGGGUCCCCGGAGGCCCGGAUGACCCUCUGCAGCGGACUGGCCAGCUCUUCGGGGGCCUGGUGCGUGACAUCCGGCGACGCUACCCUUACUACCUGAGCGACAUAACAGACGCGCUGAGCCCUCAGGUCCUGGCCGCUGUCAUCUUCAUCUACUUUGCCGCCCUGUCGCCCGCCAUCACGUUUGGUGGGCUCCUGGGGGAGAAGACCGGGAACCAGAUGGGGGUGUCAGAGCUGCUCAUCUCCACUGCCAUGCAGGGCAUCCUCUUUGCGCUUCUGGGCGCGCAGCCCCUGCUGGUGGUCGGCUUCUCAGGGCCGCUGCUGGUGUUCGAGGAUGCCUUCUACUCGUUCUGCGAGAGCAAUGGGCUGGAAUAUAUCGUGGGGCGCGCCUGGAUUGGCUUCUGGCUCAUCCUGCUCGUGGUCCUUGUGGUGGCCUUCGAGGGCAGCUUCCUGGUCCGCUUCAUCUCCCGCUACACCCAGGAGAUCUUCUCGUUUCUCAUCUCCCUCAUCUUCAUCUACGAGACCUUCUCCAAGCUGAUCAAGAUCUUCCAGGACCAUCCGCUGCAAAGGACGUACCCCAAUGUGCCGAUUGCGUCCAAGCUGCAGGGGCCCCUGCCCAACACAGCCCUCUUCUCGCUGGUGCUCAUGGCUGGCACCUUCAUCCUCGCCAUGAUGCUUCGCAAGUUCAAGAACAGCUCCUACUUCCCCGGCAAGCUGCGCCGGGUCAUCGGGGACUUCGGGGUCCCCAUCUCCAUCUUGAUCAUGGUCCUGGUGGAUUUCUUCAUCGAAGAUACCUACACCCAGAAACUCUCGGUGCCUGAUGGCCUCAAGGUGUCCAAUGCCUCUGCCCGGGGCUGGGUCAUCCACCCGCUGGGCCUGUACAGCCACUUCCCCAUAUGGAUGAUGUUUGCUUCCGCCCUGCCCGCCCUGCUGGUCUUCAUCCUCAUCUUCCUGGAGUCCCAGAUCACCACGCUGAUUGUCAGCAAACCCGAGCGCAAGAUGACCAAGGGCUCCGGCUUCCACCUGGACCUGCUGCUGGUGGUGGGCAUGGGCGGGGUGGCUGCACUGUUCGGGAUGCCAUGGCUCAGCGCCACGACCGUGCGCUCUGUCACCCAUGCCAAUGCCCUCACCGUCAUGGGCAAGGCCAGCACCCCGGGGGCCUCGGCCCAGAUCCAGGAGGUCAAGGAGCAGCGGAUCAGCGGGCUGCUGGUGUCGGUGCUGGUGGGCCUGUCCAUCCUCAUGGAGCCCGUGCUGUCCCGCAUCCCGCUGGCCGUACUGUUCGGCAUCUUCCUCUACAUGGGCGUCACGUCGCUCAGCGGCAUCCAGCUCUUCGACCGCAUCCUGCUGCUGCUGAAGCCGGCCAAGUACCACCCAGACUUGCCCUUCGUGAAGCGGGUGCGGACCUGGCGCAUGCACCUGUUCACGGCCAUCCAGAUCCUGUGCCUGGCGCUGCUGUGGGCAGUGAAGUCCACGCAGGCCUCGCUGGCGCUGCCCUUCGUGCUCAUCCUCACGGUGCCCCUUCGGCGCCUCCUGCUGCCGCUGCUGUUCAGCCGCCUGGAGCUGCAGUGUCUGGACGCCGACGACGCCAAGGCCCCCGUGGGGGAGGAGGACGGCCGCGACGAAUACGACGAAGUGCCGAUGCCCGUGUAGGGGCCGCGGGCCGCCCGGGCCACCCCGGAGAGCAGAGUGGCCGCCAGGGGUCUCGGCCCCUCGAGGGCGCACCGGCCUCUGCCUGGAGGUGCCGGAUCCGCAGGAGCCUGGUGUCUGCGCCCCACCUCUCCGGGCACAGCACAUCGGGGGGGCCCCUGGGGCCCCUGGCUUGUGACACGGGAUGCUCCUGCCUCUGCGUCCUCACCUGCAGCAGGGUGCGUGGGCGACACCCACGUUACCGAGGUCGCCGGGGGCGGAUGAGCAGGGCCGCACACGCUGGGGGCCCAGCGCUCCUGGCUGUGUCUGUCGAGUCCUCUUCCUCUUCCUGUCGCACCCUGAGACCAGAAAGGCGCUGUGGGGAGGCCAGGGAUCAACACUCAUGACCCCCUCUCCUGUGCCGGUGCUGGGGAGGUAGGGGGCGGAGGCAGGACGCUGCCCUGGGGGUGGGUCUGCAUGGGGGGGGUGUAAUUUAUUGUCUUUUCUGAGUGCUUCUGCUGUAUUUGGCUUCAGUGUGACGCCAAGGGCCCCGCUGGCCCAACCCGGCCCAAACUGAAUCCGGGAGAACCCAGGUCCGGCUGGUGAGGCAGCAGACAGGGCCUCUCCAGGGCGGGGGGAAAUCUUUUUUUUUUUUACAAAUCUAUAAAAAGAGUUGAAAGAACUGGAAGUGGGG